This is a messenger RNA of Miscanthus lutarioriparius, 672 nucleotides long. The record is from the annotation of a GenBank genome assembly. Lineage: Eukaryota; Viridiplantae; Streptophyta; Magnoliopsida; Poales; Poaceae.
AUGGCUCCUGUUGUCAAGCUCCCUGUGGAUGGACUGGCCUACCGUGGGUUCGCCACGAUCCUGUAUGACGUACUGGACUCGCUAGGCGUCCCCACAGAGAAGAUUGAGUACGUGUGCCGGGGUGAGCCUAGACCCGACGGGAUCAAGGGCCACAUCGUGGUCCACCUCAAGGUCCCCACCAGCGAGUUCGUACCCGUGUUGCGUGCCUUUGAGACACUGGAGAACCGCUGCUACCAAGACCUCCUGUUCCAUUGCGACGAGGAGUUCCUCAAGGUGGAGCGCAAGGAGGAGGAGAUGGUCGGCAAGCUCAAGGAGGAGCGCAUGGGCUAUGACAGAAUGAAGACCUUCUAUGAGACCCAUGAGAAGUCACUUCGGGAGGAGAUCGCCAAUCUCAAGGACAAAGUUGGGGAGGCUGAGCUUCGCCAUGACUAUCUUGAGUCCAAGAGGCUUACCCUGAGGGAGUUCCACGAGAAGGAGAAGCACCAUGGCAUCAAGAAGCUUGCCCUAGAGGCUCAUUGCAACACGAUGGAGAAGCUGGCUGUGGAGGCUGCCGUCACCACCACCUACAACAUGCAUCACCUGGUUCACUACAUCAAGUGCACUGAGUACCUUCAGGACAAGGUGAACCGCAUCAGCCAGGCUUGGAUCGACACUGAUCGCAAGCGCGUCUAG